AUGGAGACUUUGGCGUCGCCCAGCGUCGUCAAGCCCUGGGUGACCAUUCUGCAGCCCCUCCCGUGGGCCAUCCCACCUCCAUCCCCGCAGACAAGCCGCGUGAAGGAAGGCCUGCUGGAGCUGAUGCUGCUGCAGAAUGCACACAUGCACCAGCUGCUUCCGACUGCCCAGGUGGCAGCAGCCCUCGACCCCUGGCCUGCCUGGCCCCGCCCUCAGGUCUACCUGGAGGGUCAACAGGAGGAGUGGGAGGAGGAGGAGGAGGAGGAGGAAGAGAUGAGGGCUCAGGAAGAAGGCCCUUUGGUGUUCCACCAUCACUACCUGCCCUGCCCGAUGCGAGCCGUGCCCCCACCUCCACCCCCCAGUGCCACAGAGACUGUGGGUGCAGAUGUACCCCCGGCUUCAGACUACUAUGAUGCCGAGAGCCUACCGUGA
Camelus dromedarius (Arabian camel) is the source of this 432-nucleotide messenger RNA. Its product is annotated as proline-rich protein 29-like. Bases 1 to 432 code for a protein of 143 amino acids. The transcript is spliced from 6 exons. NCBI's taxonomy places the organism in Eukaryota, Metazoa, Chordata, Mammalia, Artiodactyla, Camelidae. The record is from RefSeq and is a predicted model, not a curated record.